This is a messenger RNA of Zingiber officinale, 1306 nucleotides long. RefSeq names its product electron transfer flavoprotein subunit beta, mitochondrial-like. The transcript is spliced from 5 exons. Bases 478 to 1236 code for a protein of 252 amino acids. Lineage: Eukaryota; Viridiplantae; Streptophyta; Magnoliopsida; Zingiberales; Zingiberaceae. Gene Ontology annotation, molecular function: electron transfer activity. Gene Ontology annotation, cellular component: cytosol. The record is from RefSeq and is a predicted model, not a curated record.
CAGAAAAAGAUGAUUCCAAUGAGAGAAUAAGGCAAGAAAAAGAACGUGUGACAUAUGACAGAGGAAAUUGACGAUGGCAACGUGAACUUAAUUAGCAUGCUUAGAUUUUAAUAAUAAUAAUUUCUUUACAUUUCAUGCGGAUUUAAUAUUUUAUGAGCGGUACGGCCCAGUAUCAAGAAACGGGCCGAGCCGUGCCGGCCAGGUGGCAGGAGCUUAGCACGCAUGCCUCGACAUUUAAUUUCUUUUUUUUUAAAUAUCAUUUAGAGUUUAAUUGAUAUUAAAAAUACUUUAUUAAAUUUUCAUUAAUUGUAAUUUGACAUUGCGAGAUUAGUUAGAAAUUAUAAUUAUUACAAAAAGGUCGGAGAUCAUAUCUAUGCCACGUCAGCAACAAUUGUUAGAAUUAUUUAUUUUAGAGAAAAGAAGGGUGAAAGAAGUUGAAGCCUUGACCGACGGCGGAGGCCGCAGCGACGCAGCAAGAUGAAGGUAAUGGUCGCCGUCAAGCGGGUGGUCGACUAUGCCGUCAAGAUCCGUGUGAAGCCAGAUAAGAGCGGGGUCGAGACCGGCAACGUUAAGAUGUCGAUGAACCCAUUCUGUGAGAUCGCCCUCGAGGAGGCCCUCCGCCUCCGGGAGGCAGGAGCCGCUGGGGAGGUUAUCGCCGUCUCAGUCGGUCCCGCGCAGUGCGCCGACACGCUCCGUACUGCCCUCGCCAUGGGAGCCGACCGUGCCGUCCACGUAGAUUCUGGGACCGUGCCGGUGCUUCCGCUCUCCGUGGCUAAGAUCCUGAAGGCCCUCGUUCACGUAGAGCGGCCCGGGCUCUUAAUCCUCGGCAAGCAGGCAAUUGAUGAUGACUGCAACCAAACAGGACAAAUGGUGGCUGGACUACUUAGAUGGGCACAAGGAACCUUCGCUUCAAAGGUCGUGCUGGAUAAAGAAAGCCAAACGGCAACAGUCGAAAGAGAAGUCGAUGGUGGUAUCGAGACGAUCUCUCUUGAUUUGCCUGCAGUAAUCACGACGGAUUUAAGGUUAAAUCAACCCCGAUAUGCGACUCUUCCGAACAUAAUGAAAGCUAAAUCGAAGGUCAUCAAGAAAGUUACACCUGCAGAGUUGAACGUGGAGAUCAAACCAGAUUUGGAGAUCAUUCAAGUUACAGAACCGCCCAAGAGAAAAGCUGGUGCGAUCGUUUCAUCGGUGGAUGAACUCAUCGAGAAGUUGAAGAAUGAAGCUCGUGUUAUAUGAAACAUUUGUUUGUUCAACUCCAGAAACACUUAUCUUCAACUUUAAAGUUCUUCAAAUGUUUCAAUAAUAA